UUUUCAGGUGUCACCGGGAAAAUCUUGUUUAGGUAAUAAAAGCGCAUCUCUAUUUAUAGUCCCAGCUUUAUUCCCUCAACCUUCGUUUUGAACAGGUGCUGCUAGGUUAUAAAAUGUCCAAUGCAAAAAUGAUUUUCACUACAAAAUUGUUGUUAUCGUUUCUUUUAAUGAAAAACAUCGCGUCGAAUGCACUCACUCAAAAUAACCUUUUAACUGUUCCUUCAACAGAGGAACCACUCGUAAAUGUUGAACGAGAUGAUUUUUUUAAUAAGAAAUUCGAUUUUCUAGGGAUUUUAAGAGAAAGCCGGUUUAGAACGAAAAUGGACCAUGGGAUGAACGACUUUAUGACGUCAAAAAUCAAUACAACACGAAAUAUUUUUCCAAACCUUAGAAAUCUAGACAAUAAUAAUGGAGAUAGAAGAUUAAUUAUUAUACCGACAAGGAUAAUUAAAUGUGUAGCAGGAGCUGCUAUCGGCUUGAUAUUUCUUGGUUUGGUGGGGUGUAGUAAAUAUAUGAUGUAUAAAGAAUUACUGUAUAAUAAAGAACAAGAAGACACGUUGUAUGAAAAACAACCAAUUUCCGAUAUUCCUCCAUCUGAGGUUCAUCGCUUUGUUAUCGUCGUUCUCGUUCAUCCAAUUCCUACACUAAAUUAAGUGGGUUGAGGUUAUGUUCGUAUUUAGAGUAUAAUUAAAUUUGCUGAUAUGAUA
Messenger RNA from Onthophagus taurus, 707 nucleotides. NCBI's taxonomy places the organism in Eukaryota, Metazoa, Arthropoda, Insecta, Coleoptera, Scarabaeidae. The record is from RefSeq and is a predicted model, not a curated record.